CCUGACGCGCAGGUGCAACGUGAUGACGUCAUGAUGUAUCAUAAAUAAGUGAAUGAAAGCGGAAGUUCAGCAAGUUUUGACGGCGCGACGCCCAGCGGUCACUCUUCGAGAGCUAACGGACUUUGCCCGAAAUGGCGAACGGACACGUUGAAAUCCACGACCCGUUCUCCGACAGCGGUCGCCCAGUGAGCCGGAGCAGUAACGAGGCCACCUCAGAGAAGAGCAGGAUGGAGGACACCAUGGAGUUUCGAGUGCUCAUGGCUUACACUCAGAGGAGGCGGCCAUCCAACUUGAACAACAAUGGGAGCGCAGACUGUCCCUCUGCUCACGCUGGUGUACUUGACUCUGCAAAUCAAACAGUUAAGCCAAAGAAGAAGAAGAAGAAGAAGAAGGUCUUGAGCAAAAUUUUUCAGUGCGUCAAGCCUCCAAAAGAAGAUCCCCCAGAGGACGGUGAGGUGAGACCUGCGGGUGAGACGAAUGGGGACAAGCCUCUCAGCUUCAGGUCUGCUCACAGUGUCGGUAAGAACAGCACUCAGACAGGCGGACUGAAGGGUGGAAGUGAGGAAGAGGAUCUAGAAGAGGUGGUCAGCCAGCUCAUCAAGAUGGCAGAUAAAAUCCCCUUCUCCCCCCCUGAGGUGGAGGAAGACAGUCCAGAAGAGGACGCCAGUAUAGGGAAGCUGAUUGGCCUCCUGCUCAGAGAUCAGGGGGACAAACUGAACGAGAGUGUGGAGCUAAGAAAGGCCCUGCAGUCCGCAGGAGCUUAUAUGAGCUACACGUUCUUUGAGAAACUGAUGCAGACCCUGCUGAGGAAGAUGGGCCUGAGGAGCCAAGACCCUGAUGCCUCCCAAAAGACCCAGAUUGCAGUCACAUGUGAGGUCACCAGCCGACUGUCGGCUGCUGAUACCCUUCCUAUGAACAGACUGCUGGGAUAUGGCGCCACCUACCUAAAGACACAUUCCUCUCCCUGGGCCCAGCAUCAUGGAGGAUACGAAGAAGCACUCAACAGUGACGACGAGGAUGAAGUCCACUGAUCACAUGAUCUUAUGUAGCACAUUGUUGGUAAUUCUGCUGUUUACACUUCUUCUACCAGCAGCUUGAUUCUGGGAAGAUGUGGAAUAGAUUGAUCAGUUUGCAUGAGUUCUCCUUCCUGGCUUUGACAGUUAAAUGCACAGUGAUAAUGUACUCAGUUCACCAGCUGUUUAGGGCACCUUUCUAUGGAAAUGGAGACAUGUAAAAUAAUAUUAUUCUGCUAAUAAAACGGUUUAUUUUUUC
Synchiropus splendidus (mandarinfish) is the source of this 1272-nucleotide messenger RNA. Its product is annotated as apoptosis facilitator Bcl-2-like protein 14. Lineage: Eukaryota; Metazoa; Chordata; Actinopteri; Syngnathiformes; Callionymidae. Gene Ontology annotation, biological process: regulation of apoptotic process. The record is from RefSeq and is a predicted model, not a curated record. The transcript is spliced from 7 exons. The coding region runs from base 132 to 1031 and encodes 299 amino acids.